Molecule: messenger RNA, 1149 nt
Organism: Metschnikowia bicuspidata var. bicuspidata NRRL YB-4993
Lineage: Eukaryota; Fungi; Ascomycota; Pichiomycetes; Serinales; Metschnikowiaceae
Gene: LEU5
Product: coenzyme A transporter
Exons: 1
Coding region: 1-1149 (382 amino acids)
Biological process (GO): transmembrane transport
Source: RefSeq, a predicted model, not a curated record
AUGCCGCAGGAGCCGCCCAGUAUAUCGGCGGCCGUCCCCGGGCCCCGUCCCAGCAGCGCCGCGCCGGCCCCGCCCGACGCCAAGGUCAUCGACAAACACUCCGUGGAGUACGUGGUGCGGUCCGGCGUGGCCGGCGGGCUUUCCGGAAGCGCGGCCAAGACGCUCAUCGCGCCGUUGGACCGCAUCAAGAUCUUGUUCCAGACGUCCAGCCCGGAGUUCGUGCAGUUCCGCGGGCUGCUCGGCGGGUUGCUCUUGGCGGGCAACCGCAUCUGCGCGGCCGAGGGCCCCGCGGGCUUGUUCCACGGGCACCUGGUCACGCUCCUCCGCGUGUUCCCGUACGCGGCCAUCAAGUUCGUGGCGUACGAGCAGAUCCGCAGCAUGUUGAUCCCCAACGACCGCCACGAGACCGCGGCGCGCCGCUUCAUGGCCGGCCUGCUCCUGGGCUUGGCGUCCGUGUUCCUCACGUACCCGCUCGACCUCGUGCGCGUGCGCAUGGCCUUCGACACCACGCCCAUGGCGCCGGGCCCGGCGCGGCGCCGCAGCUUGUGGGCGAUCGUCCGCGCCGUGUACGCCGAGCACCCGCCGCGCCGGCCGCUGGACCCGCGGUGGCUCCGGCUCACGCGGCAGAAGGUGCCGCCGGCGCUCGUGCCGCUCUCCAACUUCUACCGCGGCUUCGGGCCCACGAUCCUCGGCAUGGUGCCGUACGCGGGCGUGUCGUUCUACGUGCACGACGCGAUCCAUGACCUCUUCCGCCUGGGCCUCUUGGCCGCGUACUUGGUGCUGCGGCCCGCGGCCCCGCCGAGCGGGCCCCGCGUGGUCAAGGUCAAGGACCGCCAGCAGCACGUGAGCAGCCGUGACUCGCGCGUGCCGCUCAAGGCGUACGCGCAGCUCGCGGCGGGCGGCUUUGCGGGCAUGUUUGCGCAGACGGCCGCCUACCCGUUCGAGGUGAUCCGGCGCCGCAUGCAGGUGGGCGGCGCCGUGGACCUGGGCCGCUUCAUGACGUUCCGCACGACGACGCGCUUGAUCUUCGCGGAGAACGGCGUGCGCGGCUUCUUCGUGGGCUUGUCCAUCGGCUACAUCAAGGUGAUCCCGAUGACCGCGUGCGCGUUCUACGUGUACGAGCGGGCAAAGCUGCUCCUCGGCAUCUAG